Molecule: messenger RNA, 1301 nt
Organism: Xylona heveae TC161
Lineage: Eukaryota; Fungi; Ascomycota; Xylonomycetes; Xylonales; Xylonaceae
Exons: 1
Coding region: 287-1075 (262 amino acids)
Source: RefSeq, a predicted model, not a curated record
GAUUGUUAAUCCGAAAUGAAGCUUUAACAUCAACCUAAUCACUCUUGCCAGUAGCGGCCUUUGGCACCCCCAGAGUCACGACUGCGGAGCAGAUGUUUAAGAGAUAAAAUAUCGCCUGCUUGGAAUUAACGACCACUUGAUUAUUUUUUCAAAGACGUUUGAUUUCACGACGAGUCAACACGACCGCUGUGGCUAUCCUCCGCCGCUGGUGCCCGGACAAAAGCAUCUCGCAUUCCCUGCUUUCUUCGAAUUCCCCAUUCCUCGGCUUACGAUUCAACUGGCAACUAUGCGCGGCGCCCUCGGGCUUUCAGCCACCAUUUUGGCAUUACUAUCUACUGCAGUCGUCAAUUCCACUGAACUCUCUCCCUUCUUCUCUCCAGCACUCGGAUCGCCGCUCCUCCAAUCUAACCACUCCGCCGGUGCUAUUGAAUUGCACCAACGCGAUGGCAGCUGUCCAGCGGAUUAUACUCAAUGCGGCUCGUCUUCGGCCUGCUGCAGGUCUGGCACGCGAUGUCAAGUUGACUACGCUGGGCAAAUUGCCUGCUGUCCUAAUGGAGCACUGUGCACCGGCACGAUUAGCACGGGCGUAAGCGCCACGACGUCUGGUGAACUCAGCACUGGAACCGCAUUCACAUCGGCAACUACAACCAAGAGUUUUGUGCCUGCAACCACUACCAAUGCUGCUGGCGGCGGAAGCACUGUGCCUAAUCCCUAUUAUCCAUAUGUCUAUCUGCCGACAACGUAUUACAAUCCUGCGGCCUGCUCAACCUACUACACUAGUUGUCAGAAACAAUACUCGAGCUGCACCGCUUCUCUCAACGGAGUCAACGGGGUAACAGUUACCGGCCAAGGCGGAGGAGUCACUGUCCAGGGCACGACGGUGACGGGCGCUCAGGCAACAUCCAUUUGCUCGAGUCUAAGUUCUCAGGCGUGUUACGGGCUACAGGUGACGAACUGCAAAAACUAUGGCACUGCCGGUGUCGGCGGCCAGAAUGCAGGCUACAGACAUUGUGUAGAGAUGUAUGGUGUUGGUUUAGGAGUUGCGAUUGGCGUAGCGGGGCAAGUUCUUGGCUAAAUCCCCUCUCACGAGGCCCUGCCAACCAACAGCAGUAAGAGGAGAAAGAGAAUGGAUAGUCAGGGGAUUCCUUUGGGGCGCGUGGUAUUGACGAGUUACUGUUCUAGUCACGUGUGGCUUUGCCCGUUUGUCCGCCCAAAGGUUCCCGCGCAUAAGAUGGGGGUAUGACCGAGGAGCCGUCCCAAUUGUGGAGGCCUACGAUGGAAGAUUGAGGUAAAGGUGCCUA